This is a messenger RNA of Venturia canescens, 7789 nucleotides long. RefSeq names its product DNA N6-methyl adenine demethylase-like (gene tara). Gene Ontology annotation, cellular component: nucleus. The transcript has 2 exons. Gene Ontology annotation, molecular function: transcription regulator activity. The record is from RefSeq and is a predicted model, not a curated record. Lineage: Eukaryota; Metazoa; Arthropoda; Insecta; Hymenoptera; Ichneumonidae. The coding region runs from base 579 to 1943 and encodes 454 amino acids.
UGUACAACUCAGUAAUGCUUUGCAUGGCCAGCCAGUUUGUAGGGUCGUUGGUGAGAGUUGCUACUAAAUAUUUUGGAGUGAUCGUGCAUCCGCGCUGUGUUUUUUUAAUUUAUUUUUUAUCUCUCGUAUGUAAAAAGGAGAUAUAUCACCGUAAACGAGCAGUGGGCUCACAAUUCCGAACAUCGUGAUAUCGUUAAGUGAAAAAAAAAAAAAAAAAACAAAAGUUAUAUAUGAGUAAAUAUAUAUAUAUAUACAUAUAUAGAUAUAAAUAUAUCUGUACAGUUGGACAUCGCACGAGGACCCAACUAGUGUGAACGAAAUCAAGGGCCAACGAGCCAAAGACAACGAGUUUUAUUUUUAAACAAAAGUGUCAAAGAGACUGUCUUUAUGCUUUGCGAUUAUCCAGUUAUCGUUCUAUCCUGAGGUGGAUAAACUCGAAAGGAUCUUUUUUUUUUUUGAGUGAAAAGUAUUGGAGGAAAAACGAAAGAAUUUUAAAACCGGAGCCGAUCAACCCAUCGUGCACCGUGUAUGGUUCACCAACGAUACAAAAUGCUGUCAUCAGUGCCAGCUAAAUAAUAAUGUGGUGCGACGUUGGUCAGAGCUGUGCAAUGAUGGGUCUGCAGGCCACGGCAGGAAAACGUAAGCUCGAGGGAGGUGUGGGCUGCAUGGAGUUCGACAUGGAAAUGGGUGAGAGCCCUUCGAAGCUCGGCAGAGUCGAGGGCAGCUGGUGGGCGAUGGAGGAUAGUUAUACGCCACCGUUGAAUCAAACAACGAGUUCGUACUACGAUAUGGAAGUUAGCGGGCCUUGUCUACAGGCGAAUCCUUGUCAAACCGCGUCGAUACCGACGCCGAGUUCGGCGCACUUGAAUCAUGCAUCGUCGCAGCAGCAGCAGCAGCAGCAGCAGCAGCAGCAACAGCAGCAGCAGCAACAGCAGCAGCAGCAACAGCAGCAACAACAACAGCAGCAGCAGCAGCAGCACUAUUAUCAUCAUCAUCAUCAUCAUCAUCAACGUUCGAACUCGAAUGUUGUAGUGAACGGCAGUGGCGGUGGCGGUGGAGUCGGCAACAACAACGUUUAUGGUCACCAAUUGUCAAGACCUCAAGCCCAAUGGGGUGGCGCACCUCAUCAUUACGAGCCACCAACGAUACGAAGAGAAGAAAAUGGAAAAAGUUAUCUCGAGCUCGGAUCGAGUUAUCGCUCGAACGAAAGAUGCUGCGAGGGCUCCAGAUCGAGCUGGUGCAGACGCGGUAGAGCAUGUUACCGUCAAAGAAGAUUAGCAGUUUUGAAUAUUUCAAUGUGCAAAUUAGCAAGGUACCGGCAAUACCCAGAUCCGAGUCUUCACCGUUCCGUACUGAUAUGCAACACUCUUAGGCAUCUAGAGAGAGAAAUGGAAAGAGAUCGAAGUCCUCCGCCCAUGGAACCUGUAGUACAAGCACCUAUGGCACAAUUGCAGCCUACCGAACAAGGCAGAUUAACCCCAUUUCCAAUGCCACCGAGUUCAUCCAGCGAAAAUGACGCUGAUUCUGGGAUCGGGGACAGUGACGAUAGCCGCUCGAUCAACUGGGGCAGCGUACUCUCACUCUCGAGCCAGUCACCCUUAGAUCCGUUAAACAACAACGAGCUACUGGACGUCGACAUCGGACCCGAGCUCGAUCUCGAUUUCAUGCCCGGAUGGAAAUUGACACCUUUGUCAGCUGACGAUAUUCUGAGAAGUACAAACGCGGCGGUCGCAGCCGCCGCCGCCGCUGCCGCACAGGAGAACAACCAUCACCACAAUCAUCACCAUCUUCAUCAUCUUCAUCACCAUCAUCACCAGCUUUCAUCGAAUGGCUCGACGAUAUUAACCAGUCCGAUAAGCAAUAGCUGUAACGGUAGUAGCUCCGGUGUUACGAACAACACGAGCAGUACGCACGUAGAAUCGCUCAUGUGCGUCGGCUCAUAGCCGCCAAUUCUCACCUCGUUGAGCCAUCUCAUCGACUUUUAUCCACUCGCCUCCCAAGGCAAAUAGCACCAGCGUCGUCCGAUUUUUUCAAGCGAGGACUAUUAUCGAUUUUGAGAUCGGAACUGAAGGGAGGUUCGCUGGACGACCAAAUGUUCCGCACUGUAUUAUUCUGUCGAAAAACAAACUUGCGUACGAACUCAAUGUAACACUCGCGCUUGCGGGACACCAUUCGAGUUGUCUCUCGCUCCCUUGUCCCGGACAAGGCCCGAGCGCUUUUUUCGAGCUGCGUCUCGAACGUUUUCGUCGUCGUUCUUUUUUUUCUUCUUCUCUUAUUUAUUUACAAUGCGUUUCGUGUCAAUUACAUGUCACUCGAUCUCGACGAUUAUCUCUCAGCGUUCUUGACGUCGAAUCUCCAUCUCUUCUUUCUCGCGUGCUCGAAUUAUCGCGUCCAGAGUCAUUCCUUAUCGACACCGCGAGCGUUCGCGUUUCCUUUCACGGCAAAUGUCGUUUCACCUUCAUCGUAUCGCAUUGUGUUCGAAGCCGAAGACACUUUUCAUUGAACGCCACUGCGGAGCUCGAAUCUCGAAGUUUGGGCACUCUGCUCAAAUUUUUGAUUUUUACAUGCGCACUUGAGAUUAUUGAGCUAGCACUUUUUUAAAAGUCCACGGGAAUUAAAGUACUUGGAGCUUUCGACCGAUCGCGAACGUUUGCAGCUCCAACGAGUGCGAUAAUGAUCGAUUUCUAACGAUUCUGCGACGUACGAUUGCUCACUGAGAAAAAGAAGGAGACGCUCGGGCGAGAGAAAAAGGAAAAGGAAGGCAAGAGAAUAUAUUGAACGUUUGAAAGUCUUCAACGUUCGAUGGUACCCCGGGCCGACGAUGCAACGAUGCGUUUAUGACCAAGGAGAGCGAACGAUCUCUGUAGCGAAUUUUAUUCUUGUUUUCCAUGAUUUUUCAAUUCCUGAACGCAAACAUAUUCCAAGGAAUUUUAACCAAUGCAUCGUCUGCCUAGCUCGCCAACGUUGAGGACUUUCAAACCAGCACAAAUCUCAUCUUCCGAAACGACCUUUAACGGAGUUUCAAAUUGCAAAUUACUUGCUUAAGAAUCGAACGAAAAAACAACUGAAAUAUGCUGACUGAUAAAAAAAGUAAAAACAAAUAUAAAAAUGCCUCUGGUACUCGGGCGACGAAACGCGGCGAGAAUACCAUCGCGGCCUACGCUCACGAUUCCAAGCUUGAUAGUGCUGCACACGAUACAUUUUAUUAUUAUCAGAAAUACCGGACUUGGUGCUAGGACGCCUAAAACCUGGUGCUCUUUUACUUAUUUUUAACUUGCUCCGGUAAACGCCCCUUUCUUUUAUCCAUUUUUUACCGAAUCUCUCUUCGUUUCAUAUUUUUCUCUGUAAUCAUGCCGACGAAAUGUCCAGACAAAGCUGAGUUUUCCUUUAAAAGGUGAAUUACUAUUACUAUUGUGAUAAAAACAAAGACAAUUCCGUGUUUUCUCGCUCAGAGAAGGAGCGAGACAUUCUUAUUGACACGGGAAUCGAAGAAAAACCCCGCAGGAAGACCCGCGACACGCCAAAUCACUGCGAAUAACUAAGAGUGAACGAAACGAUUGUUGCUUUUUUCGAGUCGAUUCUUUGUACACGUUUUGCAUACAGCUCGUUUCUAACUUUCAUUGAGAUAUUUGUGUUCGAGUUUCUAUACGCUUGUUUGAAUGCGUGCGUCGCGUUUAAUGACUAGGGAGUUUACAAAAAGGGCGAACGAAAUCGAAAGUGAGAAGGGAAUGAUGGAGAAUCGAGUGGUAAAUAUGAAAAAGGGCCGUGUAAUAGACGCGAUUAGAAGAAAGCCAACGCGGACGACGAGUCAUCUCGGUUUUGCGUAUUUAAAAAAAUUUUAAAAAAAGAGAAAACGUCAACAAGUACCUGGAUUUUUAAGAGUCGAAUUAUAUAAUAUGUAGAAAUUCGAUAACAAUCGAGGGGGAGGAGAAAGAAAUUUCGUGGCGACUGCUUGAUUCCCAAUCGUUGCAAAUUUCAUGAUCUCUCAUUAUUAUUAUUAUUAUUAUUAUUAUUAUUAUUAUUAUUAUACUUUCAUUAGCAACAACAAUAAAUAAAAUAAUGGAAAACGAGAAUAGACGAUGCCGAAGGCACGAGGUUUUUUUCAUUGCUGGCGUUGAGCCGUUUUUCGAUUCGACGACGAAUCAGUCCUCGUGAGAAUUGUGACGAACGAAAAUAUGAGCACACGAAAAUAGUUGAGAUUUGUAAAAAAAACGUAUCGAGCAUCAGGAGAGAACUGAUGUGAGAUUCGCGGCAAUAGUGAAAAUACUUAAUUAGACGUGCAUGAAAAAAGUGACUCGGGUAACGGGAGAACGAUUCAACUGAUUUUGCUCAAAGCAAUUGCGACGUUGGAAAGAAGUCGGUUCUUCUAGAAACAAAACUCGGAGCGUUCUUUACCGCAGUUGAUAACGAGCAGGAUCGACCUAUCUUCGGUUUUUCUUACUUUCCGACAGACACAGACGAGCAAUAUUACUGUUAGUAAGUCGAAGCGAACGAUACGAAAGAAGAGACUUGGCGGAAUUGUCAUUCGUAUAGGAACAUUGAAGCCAAUAAAUUUUGGAGUACUUUAUCAUUUCCAUUUGCAUAUAUAAAAAACGAACGGAAGGAAAAACAGAAGUGAAACAAAUAACGAGUCAAUAUUCGUCCAUUGCGAACGUCCAGUUUAGAUUACGAGUAAGUUUAGUGUCUGAUCGAAUCACACGCGAUUCAAUAGAAAUCUCUUUCAUAGAAUUUUUCACUGAAUCCAAAAAGAGAAAAAACAACCGAAUCUACCACUUUAUUCUCUACUCGAUCUCUCCACUCCCUCGAUUCAUUAACGAUUCGCUGAAAAAUUAAAAGCCGGGGCAAUACUCGAAUCGACCAUGCGCGAUAGCGAAAUCGAGAGGAAGCAGAAAAUCCACUCGGAUGCGUCUCGUCAACGUUGGUUCUUCGUCGUUUCGUCAUUUUUUCUUUUGUUUCGUUUUUUUUCCCCCCCUCCUCUCUUUAUAUUUUUUACAUCGACAUGUAAUUUGCGUAUACCUACGUACGAAUGAACGACAGCGCUUAAAGUUUAAUUGGCACAAAGGAAGAAUUAGUUGUAAAAUGCAGGAAUUCGACGAGUGCGUUUAAUGGUACAAUCGACUUGAGAGCAAUGAUGAACGUGGUUGCGAUGUGAGAAGCUUAAAAGAAAACUGGUAAAACGGAGGUGAGAACGGCCACGCGCGGUGUGGAUUGUAUAAAUGCGUUAUCGGUGAAGAUAAACAAAUAAUGAUUAUAUAUUCGGUCAUUACCGAAAUAAAUCUUGUAAAUAGUAUAAAUAAUAAACCAGAUAAUGAGAGAGAAAGAGAAAAGGUACGUUUAGCCGAUGAAUAAAUAGGUAUAAAAUGAAAUAUACAUAAGAUAUUAUUAUAUUAUAUUAUAUUAAAUAUAUUAUUACAUAUAUACAUAAAUAAAUGUACGUUUAUGCAUACAUUUAUGUAUGUAUACAAGAAUUAUAUAUAUAAGAUUAUUAUAUAUAUUUACCUUGAUAAGUGAUAAAAGGCGACUGUAGGGUCUCGUUCGAUUACCGAUCACUUUAUACUUUCAAUAUCAUUAUCGUUGUUGAUCGCAAGAGCAGCCGACGUGCAUGCACAUAAAUUUGGAGCAGCUUUUUCUUUGGUAGAACAAAUUUUCUUGUUAAAAAUGUAUGAAACGAUUUUUUUCUCGUUUUUCUUGGUGUGCUCGUAAUCGUGAUUUUCAGUCGAGAAUCGUCUUUAUUUCUUGGUCGAACAAAUCAUUGCGAGAUUUCAAUAGCAAUUUAUUUUUUCUUUUAUUUUUAUUUUUUCUUUAUCCAGAGACGGUAUCUUCCACGUACUCACGGUCUCUAUCGAAAGUCGGUCACAAUUCAUUUGGAAAAUGAAUUUAACCGGUUUUUUUUUCUUCUUCUUCAUCUUUUCGUUAUUUGUACUAUUCUCGAAGGAAAAUCUUCACGCUGGUCGUGGAUUCUGCUAGGAACGAACUCUCAGUCACACGAGGAAAAUACUUCGCUUCAUUUUCGUACGAUUCAUUUCGAGUAGCGUUCAUUAAAAUCUUCCCCCGAUGGAAAUUCAUCUCGAAUUUGUUAAAUAAAGUUAAACUUCCGAUCGUCAGUGACUCUUCGCUCUCUAAUUGUCAUUGGAAGUUCUACUUCUCAGCUGAAUAAAUGAGACAAAAAAUGAAGCGAUUUCGAAGCAUUCGAAUAAUUGGUAUUUGCAUUUUUAAAUAAAACUGUUUUCUAGCCGUUCAGCCGUUUUUGGUCAUUGAUCAAUCUCAAAAAGGGUGAUUUACAUCCAAUGAUAGUAGCUCGAGAGUGGCUCCGUAUUGUGAAAUUCUUCGUCGUAGUUGUUUCAAAAUUUCCGAAAAAAGGGAAACAACAUUUUUUAAAUGCGCUCAUGUAGUUUCUCAAAAUCAAUGAAUUAUCAAAAAUCCAGUUGGAGACAGAAUUUACCUGGUUCGAAAUGCUUCGCGUGGGAGGCUUAAAAAAUCGAUUUGUCAAUUGAAAUUUCGUACGUAUAAUAAUAUUUUGAAAAUUUUCGUGUAUCCUUUGUAUUCUUUUCACGGGCUGAUACGAAGAUGUACGAUUGAGUUCCUAUUAUAAUAUCUAACCAAGACUUAGUUAGCCAUUGUCUGGAUUUAACCGAAGUGCAGUUUCAGCCCCGAUCUUAAGUUUAUUCGAGAAAUAAAGAAUUAUGCACGCGUUACGGCAUCAAUCGGUAAACGAGGAGGAGGAGGGUCGAAAAAGCUGUACGGGAAUUCCACUUCGAACGAGGUUCAUCUCGUUUCAAUUGUUUCAUUUGAAAACUCAUAUAUUUUCUUCGAUGGGCUUACAAAUCGGUAUAGUCGAGCUAGUCCCAACAGAGCGCCGAAAAAACCUAGGGCAGGAAACGACAACACUGUACAUUGUAAAUAUAUAAAAACAAAUAAAACAAAACGUAGCGCAGAGAACGAAGGUGUUUACAGAAAGACAGAGUUAAAGUUGCAUCGAAAAAUCUACGCCGUGAUGCUGGAGCGACGAGAAUAAUGAGCUUUAAAAUUAAAAAAAAAAAAAAAAAAACAAGCGACAUUUCGAAUGAGUUUACUGUGGGAAAAAAAAAACAAUAAAACAUGAAAUUUAAUAAUUUAUUUGAAAGAAAAGAUAAGAAGAGGGGGAAACUCGAAACAGGAAUGCGCAAAAGUUGAGAUGACACGAAAAGCGCGAUCCUCUUUCGUUCUCACUCAUUGUUCGAUCGCUUCGAAUCGCGGCGUAACCUUUUAAUAGAUAAACGAAAAAAAAAAACAAUAGAAAAAAAUGGGAAAAAAAAACGUUGUAAGAUGCACAGUGUAUGUCUAAAGAGCGAAUCGAUCACUCGGUCAUUACCGUACUCAACAACAUGACCGCAUUAAGGAAAAAAACACUUUUGACUUGCGUCCGAAUGAACGAUCGUUAUUAUGUUUAACAUCGAAAACACCAAUAUCAUAGAAAAAUAAAUUUAAAAAAAAAAAAAAAAAAGAAAAAAAAAACUCGUCUGAUCCGUGAUAAACGAAGCAUUUUCUUUUGGUUUUCUUCUCUCGACUCACAAUCGAGAUACUUAAAGAUAAAAUUACAAACAAUAACUCUAGUCGUAAGCGGUUCGAUGAUACGGCGCGCUAACGAGUGGUCGAAAACGUUGUUUUAGCGGUGUAUUUGUGUACCACGUUAUGUCGUUUUACCAAAAUACUAACCCCGGAAGAACGAAAAUACUACAAAGAAACAACAACCACGACACAAUAUGGACAAGAACAACUAUCAAAAAACAAUAAAGAGUAUUAUUCUAUA